GUUACAAAGUUUUUCUGCAGUCUGCAAUUGAGCUUUCGUCUAACUUAUAAUUAAAAAUCUUUCCAGCGAUGAUGAACAUCUUUUGCUACUCAAUCGUGACAACUACAUUUUCUUCCGGUUCUAUAAAUUAAAACAGUCAUUCUCGAAUUCAUUUUAGUUGCUUACUGAACGUUUUGCUUUCUAAAGUUAAUUCAGGAUUUAUCAGAGAUUUCAAUAUGAAGUCCUUAGUGAUAUUAUCUGUGGUUCUUUUUGCAGUUCCAUUGGUUUUAACGUUGUCAGAAGAUGAAAUCAAGUAUUUAACUAAAUUAGCAAAUAGAUGUGCAAAUAAAACCCAAUCUCCCGCUUCUGAUGUCAAACAUUUAAUCGAUAAGGACCGUCCAAUUGAGCGUUCGACGAAAUGCCUCUAUGCUUGCAUGUAUGAACUCUUCGGAAUUAUCAACAAGGAGGGAAAUUAUGCACCACAGGCUAUCAAAGACCUAGCUAAAUUGACGCACGUCGAAAGGCCAGAAAUUAGGGAUCUUCUGGUAGAAAUUGCAGAUGAAUGCGUAAAUAUUCGUGAUGAAGAUCGAUGUGAAUUAGCAUCCAAAAUUGUAGAUUGUGCGAUUAAAGCAGCUGAGGAAAGGAAUAUCGAUUACCGAGAAUUGUAGGUAAUCAAAAAAAAAAAACGCCUUUUUGGGUAUACAAAUAAAAGAUAUAUAAAU
This is a messenger RNA of Phlebotomus papatasi, 701 nucleotides long. It is a transcript of the gene Obp19d, whose product is annotated as general odorant-binding protein 19d. The transcript has 2 exons. Gene Ontology annotation, molecular function: odorant binding. The record is from RefSeq and is a predicted model, not a curated record. Bases 216 to 647 code for a protein of 143 amino acids. NCBI's taxonomy places the organism in Eukaryota, Metazoa, Arthropoda, Insecta, Diptera, Psychodidae.